Molecule: messenger RNA, 3708 nt
Organism: Toxotes jaculatrix (banded archerfish)
Lineage: Eukaryota; Metazoa; Chordata; Actinopteri; Toxotidae
Gene: tgm1l1
Product: transglutaminase 1 like 1
Exons: 14
Coding region: 136-2496 (786 amino acids)
Biological process (GO): peptide cross-linking
Molecular function (GO): protein-glutamine gamma-glutamyltransferase activity
Source: RefSeq, a predicted model, not a curated record
AUUUAAGCAGCCUGAUCCAAGAACAGAGCGAGUGAAGAGAAAAGUUUCCAAAAGUUUUCCUACGCUGAGGGAUAAUUACUCAAGCAGAAGCGGAGGUUUCAUCGCUGAUCCAAACAAGAAGCCACACAGAGAAAAAUGCCAAGUGAGCGGUUGACAGUCAGAACCGGGUCGGACGUUGGGCGUUUCCCUGGAGCAGCCCCGCCCACCAGGGUAGAGCUGACCAUUCAGAAAGAGGGGGACAAGAAACAGGAGGAGGGAGGCUGUCGCCGAUGGCUCAGGAAAAUGUGUCCGUGCUGCUGUAAGCGUCAGAACAGCACCUCCUACGAUGUUACAGACAAGGUUGAAAUGGUCAAACCACCGGCCCCGGCCCCGAGCCCGGCCCCGGAGCCCGCCAAGCCAAAGGUGGAGAAUGGAGAAGCAAAGGAAAUGGAAGAAAUAAAGCUGUCGGUGCAAUCGGUGGACCUGCUGAGCUCCAAGACAGGUCAGAACAGACAGGAGCACCACACUGACCUGUUUCACGGCGACGAGCUGAUCAUCCGCAGAGGACAGACCUUCCAGAUCGAGCUGGAGCUCAACAGGCCCUUCAGUGCUGACACUGACAAGCUGCAUCUGGACCUGAAAACAGGUCCCCUGCCCAUGGUGUCCAAAGGCACCCAUGUCAUCAUUCCCCUGGUGGAUCACCUGGAAGAUGAACGCUGGGAGGCAAAGAUUGUAGAGCAGAGCGGCAACAAGGUCAAGCUGUCUGUCAACUCUCCAGCCAACGCUGUGAUCGGCCUUUACGGGCUCAGUGUGACGAUUUCCUCUCAAAAGGGCGAGGCCACAACCACUCACAACUCCAGCAAGAACAUCAUCAUGCUCUUCAACCCGUGGUGUGAAGAGGACACGGUGUUCCUGGAUGACGAGGAGGAGAGGAAGGAGUAUGUGCUGAAUGACAUCGGGAGGCUUUACUAUGGCACAGAGAAGCAAAUCGGUGCCCGCACAUGGAACUAUGGGCAGUUUCAUGAAGGAAUCCUGGAUGCGUGUCUGUUCAUCCUGGAGAAGAGUGACAUGCCUCCAUCUGGUCGAGGAGAUCCUGUCAACGUGGUCAGAGUCAUAUCUGCCAUGAUAAACGCUCAGGAUGACUUUGGGGUUCUGGUUGGGAACUGGUCUGGGGAUUACUCUGAUGGGGUCUCUCCUGCUGCAUGGAGCAGCAGUGUGGAGAUCCUGAGGAAAUACCACUCCUCUACCGGCACGCCUGUGUCAUAUGGCCAGUGCUGGGUCUUUUCUGGGGUCACUACAACAGUGUUGCGGUGUCUUGGAGUACCCGCCCGCAGUGUGACCAACUUCCAGUCUGCCCAUGAUACUGAUGUGUCCCUCACUACAGAUGUGUAUUUCGAUGAGAAUAUGGAUCCGAUAGACUACCUCAAUAGUGACUCUGUCUGGAAUUUCCAUGUAUGGAAUGACUGCUGGAUGGCCAGACCAGACCUGCCCCCAGGUAAUGGAGGCUGGCAGGCUGUUGACUCCACUCCCCAGGAAACGAGCCAGGGCACCUUCCGUUGUGGCCCCGCCUCUAUCAACGCCAUUCGCUCUGGCCAGGUCUACCUCAAACAUGACACACCUUUUGUCUUCGCUGAGGUCAACAGUGAUAAGAUCUACUGGCAGAAGAACCUGGAUGGUACUUUCAGCCAGGUCCACAGUGAGAAGAAAGCUGUUGGCCACUGCAUCAGCACCAAAGCAGUGGGCUCUGAUGAGCGGGCAGACAUCACACACCUGUACAAACACCCAGAAGGUUCAGAAGAGGAACGAAUUGCUGUGGAGACUGCUAGUCGCUAUGGCAGCAAGCCAGACGUCUACUCCACACCCAUGGCAGAGGACGUGACUGUGGAGGUGAAGAUGGACGGCGAGGGCCCCAGGAUGGGCGCCGAUGCAAAACUGAGCAUCUUUGUGAAGAAUCAGAGCUCACAACCUCGUCGGACAACACUGCAUAGCCAGGUGGCUGUCAUGUACUACACCGGUGUGCUGAAGGGCGCCAUCAAGAAGGAACAGAUUCCUGUGGAGCUUUUGCCCAAUGAAGAAAAGACCAUUGAGUGGAUUCUGCCCUACCAGCAGUACCAAAACCAGCUGGUGGAUCAGGCAGCCCUGAUGAUGACCUUGUCUGGAAGAGUCAGUGAGACCCAGCAAGUGUUAGCCAGCCAGACCACUUUCAGGCUCCGUACACCUGACCUCAACAUCACGCCUUUGGGAGAAGCUGUGGUUGGUAAGGAGAUGGCAGCAAAGAUCACCUUCACCAACCCCCUGCCACGUACACUAAAGGGCGUGGUGUUCAGAGUGGAGGGCCUGGGCCUACAAAAGGGCCACGAAGUGGUUGUUGGUGAUGUUGGUGGUCACUCCACAGUGACAUUGACAGAGCACUUCAUUCCCACCCAGCCCGGACCCAGGAAACUGGUGGCCUCCCUCGACUGUAAACAACUCACGCAAGUGCACGGUGUGGCUGAUAUCGUUGUUCUUGAACAAUGAAUGGGAGCUAGCGACAUCACUUUUGCCUUAUGAAAUAUAUCGUGAACUGAAAGCCUCUAAUUAUAUAAACUAUGCUAACUUCCUCUAUCUGAAACUAUCUUGUUUAUAUUUUACAGCAGAAUUUGAAUUUUGAUAUUUGAUAUGAAUAGACAAUUAACUGUAGCAUCAUCAGUAUUAUUUUUUUUAACUUGAAAAAAUAUAAAUUCACACUUCUGCCUUACUCUCGAAUGUUAAACCUGUGGUGAAGAAGUAUGCAGCGCAGUUUAAAUGCAUACAUCGCAAAAAGAGGGCUUUGAUUAACAAGCAUUCAAAUUGUUAUUAAACUGUCAGAUCAUAAAGGCUGUUCUAACACAAAUGCAUUUCAAGACACUGGACAAAGCAUGUGAAGGUGCAGUCAGGUCAUCAGUAUUUUAGUGAAAACACUAUUUCUGUAUUUUACAUAUAGCUUGUCAUAAGAUGAAAGAAAAGUAUGUGAAAAGUAUUUUUAGACAAAAUGAACCUCACGUGGCUUAAAUGAAGGAAGGGUACUGUGAAAUGUUUUGAAAGGGAAUGAUGCUAUAAGUGGCGCUGACAUUUUGCAAAGGGCACGUUGGAAUUUCCCCUUUUUCUGUUACAUUUGACAGAAAAUUUCGUAAUCAAAGUUGAGAGUCAUUUUUCUGUACUGAUUGACAAUGUACAUUUAAAAAAAACAAACAAAAAAAAUGAAAUCUGCAAGGACAUGACUAAAAGGUUAUUUCAGUCAUCAGAUGAAAUGUAAAUUCAAAAUGUCUCCUUUAUUUUGAAAAACCACAAGUUAGCACUCACAAAACUGAAACGUCUCCAUUUGCAGAAUCAGAUCUAAAUGUCCCUUGUGGUUGAACUUUGCCUGAUGUUGCUCUGUAUGACUUGUGUGGAUUUCAUCAUUGUGCGUGUAUAAUUAUACUGACAUCAGCUUUCCAGUAUUUUGCAUUUUACCUACAAAAUUGGACUGGACCUCUUCUGUGAAUUGCAGAAAACCAUAUCACAGCAAAGACCAGAGUGGCCUUAAUUCACCUAAGCUUCUAGUCUCUUUAACUUCAGCACUCAAAGUACAAUGUGAAGGAACUAUUUUAAUAACAUUACACUAUUUAUCUACCUUAUCUACCUGAUUUGUUUUGUUGUUUCUGUUUUGUUGUUGUUGUUUUUUUGUAUUGUACUUACGUAUUUGUGUUGUGUUGGUAAUAAAACAUACAU